Messenger RNA from Medioppia subpectinata, 483 nucleotides. The record is from the annotation of a GenBank genome assembly. NCBI's taxonomy places the organism in Eukaryota, Metazoa, Arthropoda, Arachnida, Sarcoptiformes, Oppiidae.
CUCAACUAUUUGUUGAAUAAGAAAAAACUUGUUUUGCAAUAGUAUUUUGGCUGACAAGGAGUGAGGGCUUAACAGCACAGAUUUGAAACGCAAUCGCAAAACACAUCCACUAAAACAAGUUAUCUGAAGCACUGGUUAUACUGUAUAUACCUUAUACUUCCAGUGCAUACCUGUGCCCCUCUGCCAACUAAAGACAUUUGUUUGCAUUUUUGUCUCAAAUUUGUUGGCAAAAAAGGUGAGCGCAAAAUGGCCUGUUCUGCAGUCACCCUAUCAGUCGCUACCAUCAUAUCGGUAGUGGCCGUCGCCUGUCUGUCCAUCGGAUUCAGUACUGAUAACUGGUAUGAAAUACGAGUCGACAAGAAUAAGACCAAACUCUACAUCGAUUCCCACUCAUUAACUAAUGAAUACGAGAGAGACUAUCGGUAUUAUAGUCGAGAUGAGGGACUUUUCCGCAUAUGUUUCGCCGAAAAGAAACCAAAAGAA